Bradysia coprophila is the source of this 489-nucleotide messenger RNA. RefSeq lists its product as uncharacterized. The record is from RefSeq and is a predicted model, not a curated record. NCBI's taxonomy places the organism in Eukaryota, Metazoa, Arthropoda, Insecta, Diptera, Sciaridae.
GACGUCAUUUCGAUGGAGCUUUGUUGACAGAAUAGAAUUACAGAACCUCAAUUUGUGCUGCUGAAAAAAGUGAAACGAAAUUACACACAUACUCCGACUCCCUCAAUUGAUCAUAGAAACAUGCGUGACAAGCGAAAGAGAAAUCACUCAAAAACAGCGGGCUGUUCGGAGUUCAAGAAAAUCAUAGGCCAUCGAACAAGAGGCGAAAGGACGUAUUACAAGGUGCAAUGGGAAGGGCAACAAUUGCACACAUGGGAAUUGGAAAAAAACCUGGAUGCUGACAAAGUUGCCGAAUACAAACGAAAAACAGCUUCUGGUGAACAAUCUCCUCCAGAAACGAAAGAAAAACCGAGGAUUGGCUUUCAACGUGGUCUGGAGCCGAAACGCAUUGUUGGUAUGUACGAAGUGGGUGAGACCAAUGCACUUAGGUCUUUAUAUAAUAAAUAUUUCUAUGGGUCAGCGAACAUAGCGCUUAGAAUUGUAAAAUGA